This is a messenger RNA of Gymnogyps californianus (California condor), 2543 nucleotides long. RefSeq names its product bifunctional apoptosis regulator (gene BFAR). Bases 206 to 1555 code for a protein of 449 amino acids. Gene Ontology annotation, biological process: proteasome-mediated ubiquitin-dependent protein catabolic process. The transcript has 8 exons. NCBI's taxonomy places the organism in Eukaryota, Metazoa, Chordata, Aves, Accipitriformes, Cathartidae. Gene Ontology annotation, molecular function: protein binding; ubiquitin protein ligase activity. Gene Ontology annotation, cellular component: nucleus. The record is from RefSeq and is a predicted model, not a curated record.
GGAGGCAGGAGAGGAGCUAGUAAGCUUUCUGCUUCUGACCCUUCUCUUAUUUGGUGCAGAAACUGACUGGUGAAAUAUUUUUGCACCCACAGAAAUCCUGUUGCCUCUCUCUUCCAGGAAAACUAGAAGAAUGUUCUUAGAAGUAAUGCCUUACCUGGUUUGAAGAUCUAAGAGAGCUUUCUGUUUGCGUAAGGCAUAAAAGAAAAUGGAAGAAGAUGAGACUUUACAAGGUGAAAUGGAGAGGGCAGAAGUUGAAACACAUGCUACUCCUGAGAUCGGUCGUCAGAUAUCAGUUAGUGAGUUCCUUUGCCACUGCUGUUACGACAUCCUGGUCAAUCCCACCACCCUGAACUGUGGGCAUAGUUUCUGUAGACAUUGCCUAGCCUUAUGGUGGGUGUCGUCCAAGAAGAAUGAAUGCCCCGAAUGCAGAGAAAAAUGGGAAGGAUUCCCCAAAGUUAACAUCCUCCUCAGGGAUGUUAUUGAAAAGCUAUUUUCUGAUGCCAUUGAACAAAGAAAAGAAGAUAUUCAACAAAACAGUGAUGUAGCACGCAGCUUAGCAACCUUCCAAAAAUAUGGGAAUGACCAGAUCCCUACAGUUCCGAACCCAGGAAGAAUUAAUCCUCGAGGAGGAGGGUUUUUCUCAGGCGUUCUGACAGCUUUAACUUGUGUAGCAGUAGUUCUACUUGGAUAUCACUGGAGUAGCAGAGAAUUUGAAGAAGAUCAUCUUGUCCACAAGCCUGUUGCUAAAUGGACUGCUGAGGAAGUGAUACUUUGGCUAGAGCAGCUGGGCCCAUGGGCUUCACAUUAUAAAGAAAGAUUUUUACUGGAAAAAGUGAAUGGAAGACUCCUUCUAACACUGACAGAGGAGGAUUUCACAAAAGAGCCUUACAGUAUAGAGAACAGUAACCAUAGAAAAGCUAUUAUGGCAGAACUGGAAUGUGUGAAAACUUUAGGCGUUAAACCACCACAGAACCUUUGGGAAUAUAAGGCAGUAAAUCCAGGAAAAUCACUCUUUCUUCUGUAUGCACUGAAGAGUUCUCCAAGACUCAGUAUGUUAUACCUAUAUUUGUUUGAUUAUGGAGAAGCUUUCCUACCUUUCAUCCACACAAUUUGCCCUAUGCAAGAAGACAAGUAUGAAGAUAUUGUCACAAAACUACUAGACCUUAAAGAUCCUUCUUGGAAACAGUGGAGAGAAUUCAUUGUAAAGUAUGUAUUUUUGCCAUACCAGUUGAUAGCUGAAUUUGCUUGGGAUUGGCUGGAUGUGCACUACUGGACAUCAAGAUUUAUAAUUGUAAAUGCCAUGUUGCUCUCUGUUCUGGAAUUAUUCUCCUUUUGGAGGCUCUGGUCAAGAAGAGAAUUGAAGACUAUUCCUCACAGAAUGUGGAGACAUUUCUGGAAAGUCUCAACCCAGGGUCUUUUUGUUGCCAUUUUUUGGCCUUUUAUUCCUCAGUUUGUCUGCAAUUGUUUGUUUUACUGGGCCUUGUACUUUAACCCAAUUAUAAACAUUGAUCUUGUGGUUAAAGAAGUAAGGCGUCUGGAGACACAAGUGCAGUGACUGGCAUUGGAACUUUUGAGCUGUUUAGCUUCCAUUUCAAACGGACAUUUGAAAUAAGCCUUGCUUUUCUUCUUUAUAUAUGUGGCAGUGAAAGUGGUGGAUUAUGUUAACUUAAACAUACAAAAAAGCCUUAAGGUAAGUUACUCUUAAACCAGCUGAUUCCAAAUCUGAGGAUGGGCUUUAACUGGAAAAAAAAAAAUUACAAUCCUGAUUUAGCCAUGUAAAACUAAUGCAGUCAUGUCACCCUAUUUUUGAUCAAAUCAAACUUUUCUAUUCUGUCUUGAGCAUUCUGGUUAUUUUCAAGCCUGCCUUAAAAUCAGCGUCUUCUGAACAGCUACAGUGAUUUUUUUUUUUAUUUUUAUUUUUUUUUUUUAAACUUAGCCUUUCAUACCAGCAAUGUGUUCCUCAACUUAAGUUUGCCAAAGGAAAGCUCUUCCUGGAUAGGCUUGAUAUUGAAAGUGCUUCAGUGUCUUCAGUCUGCUUUACAUGUAAAGUUGUGACAGUCAAAUACACAGUCUCACAGUAGAGUUUGUUCUAAAAUUCCCACUGUUGGAGGCAAAGACUACUUGAGUUUUCUUGUUUUUUGGAAAAUGUGAUUGCCAUUCAAAAUUUUUUAUUCAGAUCAGUUAGACUUCAUCAGUAGCUUCUUUAAAUGCUCUCCUCUUGAAGUCUGUUGCUAAUUCUUAAAUUGAGGGUUAUCUCUUAAAAAGGAUUAUUUUGGAAAAGUGACCUGACAUUGUAAUUACAUCUUACUGCAAUAUAAUCUGUGUAUCUAGAGCAAAUAUUGAUUGGAAAGUUAUUUUGUGUAAACAGGAUUGCCAUUUUUUAAUGUGUGGUUUUUGACUGAAGCGAAAGUUAGAUUUUUCAAGAGCUUUGACCCCUUGCAUUCUACAUUGUUUUUUUUUUUUUUUAAUUUGUAUCAUUAAUAUGAACUUUAAAUUUGCCUAUGAAUAUUUUUAAAGAUUAAAGAUCUCUUUUGAAAUCUUAA